Molecule: messenger RNA, 2401 nt
Organism: Notolabrus celidotus (New Zealand spotty)
Lineage: Eukaryota; Metazoa; Chordata; Actinopteri; Labriformes; Labridae
Gene: tmem203
Product: transmembrane protein 203
Exons: 2
Coding region: 445-861 (138 amino acids)
Biological process (GO): intracellular calcium ion homeostasis
Cellular component (GO): endoplasmic reticulum
Source: RefSeq, a predicted model, not a curated record
UAUGAUAUGUGAUAAAUAUUCGCUAUCUGUUACAGCUAGAAAUGAUCACAAACAACCCGACCCUAAAAAUUUGCAAGUUCACAAAUUCUCGCCCUUUCGGCCACCAUACAAUUCACAAUCUCGCGAUAUUACCAAACGGGAAGAAGAAAACUCAAAGCUACGAUGCUAACGGCUCGUUAGAUUCGCUCCAGGCUGGAUUGAGGAGGAGAUAUCUGCAUAUUGAUAAGGUAGGGUUUCCAGAGACACUGAGACUGGAUGGACUUCUUGCUAUCAUUCCAAACUAUCCACCUGGGUGGAUUUGAAGAUGUAGCAAAGGGUGAAGAGUGUCAUCUCUGCUGAACCAUUCCUGUCUGCACCUAACUGGUGACUGUUCACCUCCAUCCUACCUCUGGAGGCCAACUUCAGUGAGUCCGUCCUUGGCUGAAGACUCUGCUGUACUCAGCCAUGCUGUUCUCCCUGAGGGAAUUGGUCCAGUGGCUUGGCUUCGCCACCUUUGAACUCUUCCUGCACCUGCUAGCUUUGCUAGUUUUCAGUAUGCUGGUUGCUCUGCGAGCUGACAUGUUAACGCCCUCACUGAGCUGGUGGCUGGUGUUCGUCCCGCUGUUUGCUGCUGAUGGCCUCAGCACCUACUUCACAGCCAUCGUGUCCAUCCGUCUUUACCAGGAAAAUGAGAAGCGUCUGGCUGUGCUGCGGCUCCUCUGGGUGCUGACAGUGCUCAGCUUGAAGCUGGUGUGUGAGGUUCUGCUGUGCCAGAAGCUAGCCGAGCAGGAGCAAGCCAGAGACCUGUGGUUUGGCCUCAUCGUUUCGCCGCUGUUCAUCCUGCUGCAGCUGCUGAUGAUCAGAGCAUGCCGUGUCAACUGAGGAGAGCAGUUAUGGUUGUACUUUCACUUCACCGUCAACACAGGAGAAGAGCGCAAGCUUCAUCUGCCAUUAGAGAUUUAAAGCAUAAAAAUGGUGUCAUUUUUCUUUCAGCUCAUUGACCUCUUCUUCCCCACUUCUCUCACAUUUCAUGUCUUAGUUACCACAGUACAGCUUUUUAUUUGUGUUUCUAAGAGCUUUAUAGUGAACAGAAUUUUCUCAUUGCUCACAGUUAUGAUGCAGUAUUCCUAAAAGCAGCAGACAAUCUCCACUAUGUGUUGCUCAAUCUGUAAUACUUAGUUUCGAGAUAAGUAAUGGCGCAUUCACAUAUGUACCUGGGUUGGGGCUUUCUUCAAUAGCUGUGACCCCUUAGUUCCAAUCAAGUGAAAUCUGCUAAAGAAUACAGGAAGAUUUGAUCAACGGUAUGCUUCAAGCAUUCUGACAAUGUUAGUCUUACAGGGGGACUUAGAGAAUCUGACUAGCCUGCACAGAGUCCGGAAUGAGAUCAAUAUUUUGAAUAAUCUGUAACAUAGACUCUGUACAGGGUCAUAUUACACAACGUCAGUGUUACAAGUCUUGCAGCUGAACUGGAGCAAAUCCUUGCAGCCAAAUUCCAAAGGAAAGCCCAGCCAGAAAAGCGGAAGCUCAUAUAAUAUUAAGGAAAGCAUUAUUGUUUUGAAAGGAGGCAAUUUUGGCUUUAGCGUAAACAUACUGCCUGGCACUAUACCUGCUACAGUGCACCUUUAGUUGAUUCUGAAGACAUGAAACAUUAUAUGACUUUAAUAAUUUCACUGUUGUCCAAAUUCUUCACAUUCAUCAGGAUGGAUUAUGGCGAUAUGUUUUUGAUACUUUUGGGAAUGCAAAAAAUCAGGGCAGUGGGACAUGAUGCCUGUCUGAGUUGUGCAAUCGAUGGAAGUCAAUGAGCCAUAAGAAAAAUGUAUGCCAAGGUUAUGUUCAAUGCACAUGUACAAAAAACACAUGUAGAGUUAAAAAGCUGGCAAAACAUAAGGCUGAACUUCCUGCUGCACCUUUCUGGGAUCCGUCAUGGUUCGAAGAGCCGACAAAGCUGCUGCAGCUCUGUUGCUUUUUUCAUAAAAGAAGACACUCCUUUCCAGCUAAAUGAGAAUUUAUCAAGUCGUGUUUCACUUUGUUGCCUGGUUCUGGAAGUGUUGCUCACAUAAUUUCUCCUCUACGUUGCCAGGUUUGUCAAUUCAACCCUAAACGAUAGCUGCUUCUGAAACGUAUUGUCAGCUCCAAGUCUCACCCCAGUGUUGAGGAACUGAAUGUGAUAUAAACAAGCAGUCAGUUUUGUGCACAUAUGUUCAUUCAAUAUUGCUGUUUAUAUGUAAAAUAUGUAAUGUAUUUGACUUGUGUUCGAUGCUUCCUUGUAUAUGUACUGCAUGUCUGUAAGAUAAUUCCCAAGUGUGAUAUGUAUAUGUCAUUUUUAAAAGAAAUUCACCAAAUCUUAUUUAUGUUCUUGUUAAGGUGUCAUUAUUUUCACGUAAUUUGCAUAUAAAUGUGUGAAUAAACCAUCAUUAUUUAA